CUGAAAAUUUAUUCUAUGUUAUUAUAUAAGUACAGCUUUUCAGAUAAAUAGUGUACCCAACGAAAUAAAGGAAAUGUGUUAAAAUGAUAACAUUCCUGUGGAACAUUGGCUUAUAUAGCAGGAUGUAAUAACUAGAAAUAUCUAUAAACAUAUUUAUAGAUAUACAAAUAGCUAUAAACAUUUCAAAAUUACACCAAGUAUAGCUAUCAACCUGAAAUCAGAUGCAUUUUGAUUAUGCAACAUCCGACUUUCUUGCAUGAUUAGAUUAAUUGUCUCUUGCGCUGCAUAAGAAAAUUGCUUGCCAAAUCUGGUUGUUAAAUUGUUAAUACAUGAUCUGCCUCCCAAUAAUUUUUACUUUUAAGAGUGCGUCUGUCAUUCGCACCAGGAACCGCAAUGGCGAAGGUUCAAGUGCUAAAUGUCGCUGUACUUGAUAACCCAAGUCGAUUUGGAAACCCGUUUCAGUUCGAAAUAACAUUUGAGUGCAUGGAAGAUCUACCAGAAGAUCUAGAGUGGAAGAUAAUCUAUGUUGGCUCAGCAGAGAGUGAAGAGUACGACCAGACUCUUGACUCUGUUCUGGUUGGCCCAGUACCAGCCGGGAGGCACAUGUUUGUGUUCCAGGCGGAUGCCCCAAACACCGGCCUGAUUCCAGAGAGUGAUGCCGUCGGUGUGACUGUGGCACUAAUCACCUGUACAUACCGCGGGCAGGAGUUCAUUCGCAUUGGGUACUAUGUUAACAAUGAAUAUACUGACCCUGAGCUGCGGGAGAACCCCCCAAUCAAACCAGACUAUGGACAGCUCCAGAGAAAUAUUUUGGCUUCAAAUCCACGUGUGACAAGAUUCCAUAUCAACUGGGAAGGAUGUGCAGAUCGAAUGGAUGACUCUGAGAAUCUGGAUCCGGAUCCUAACUUUAUUCCUUCGCCAUCCUGCCUCAAGAGCGUACCCAUGGAAACUUGGUUCCUUGAAAAGUCUAUGGACUUAAUUUAGAUUUGCGCUUACAGUACCCAUAAUCUUUGAUCAACCUGGGUACUAUAAGCAGAAGAAUGGACAUUCUGACUUGGAUGUACAGCAGCUUUGCCUUAUAGCUGCCCUUAUUUUUUGAAACUUACUGUCAGCAAUACAAUUUCAGCUCGGACUUCAGAGGACUACAGUGUCUUGCAACCAAGACAAUCUUUCCUGAGUAAUCUUCAAAAUGUAUUGGAGGUUUUUUUAUGUGUACAUAAUAUGCUGGCAAAAAUAUUUGUUACCUAAUUCAUUGUUUCAUUUUUAAUACCAUCAACAGGAAGAGCAAAUAGAUAAGUGUCCAGAAAAUGAUUUAGUAGCUAAUAUGCAGAAAUACAUAUUCACACAGCCCAACCAACAAGCCAGUCAUGUGUUUGUUAUGUGAGGUGAAUACCAACAAAUUAUUUCAUGACACUUGUGAAGCAGAAUGUGAGGAAAUGUUCACAAGUUGCAAAGAGGAAAAUAAUCAGUCUCCUGAUGACUUCUAAUGGUGUUCUGCCUUUUUUGAGCAUUUUAUUCUGUAAUGGGUCCUUAUUGCCUUUGGGUCACAGUUUUCCACCUGUGGAGAAAUGGUUGGGGGUCUAAUUGCUAUAUACAUACUGUUACUUUUGCUCUGUGGCCUUUGACAUUAAAAUAAAUGAAACAUU
This is a messenger RNA of Esox lucius (northern pike), 1646 nucleotides long. RefSeq names its product histone chaperone asf1b-A. The record is from RefSeq and is a predicted model, not a curated record. Gene Ontology annotation, cellular component: nucleus. Gene Ontology annotation, biological process: DNA replication-dependent chromatin assembly. Bases 394 to 984 code for a protein of 196 amino acids. NCBI's taxonomy places the organism in Eukaryota, Metazoa, Chordata, Actinopteri, Esociformes, Esocidae. Gene Ontology annotation, molecular function: histone binding. The transcript has 4 exons.